Xyrauchen texanus (razorback sucker) is the source of this 6251-nucleotide messenger RNA. Its product is annotated as rab11 family-interacting protein 2. The transcript is spliced from 6 exons. Gene Ontology annotation, molecular function: small GTPase binding. Bases 428 to 1840 code for a protein of 470 amino acids. Gene Ontology annotation, biological process: regulated exocytosis. Gene Ontology annotation, cellular component: phagocytic cup; endosome. Lineage: Eukaryota; Metazoa; Chordata; Actinopteri; Cypriniformes; Catostomidae. The record is from RefSeq and is a predicted model, not a curated record.
UUUGUUUAAGAUGAAUUAGUGCCGACUACAGCAAUUGAUCCACUUCCAUUCACCACAGAUGUAGAGAAUUGAUACCGAUUUACUUAACCGAUUAUCUCACAUCCAAUGCCGUCGCCACCCGAGCUCGGAGAAGAUGAUUCAGAGUUUUAGGUUACUUGAGUUGGAGAGUGAUGAAUGUGAGGUGCAUCUGCAGUGGUGACGCCAUCAUUAUUUGCUUUAUUAAUAGAGAGCAAUGCCCACACUGUUAUCCCUAACUUUCAAUUUUAUCACCAUUUUGGUGACUUAUUUCCAGUGAUGAAAAGCUAAACAAAAUUCCAAAGCCUAAUUCAAGUUUAAAGUUCCAAACUUAAUGAUUACAAGUUAUUUAUGAGCUUUACACUCAUAAAAUAUUAAGCAAAAAAAUCAUAUUUAUACACCUGAAAUCAUCAUGUCACUGGCCGAACAGUCACAGAAGUGGUUUCCAACUCAUGUUCAAGCCACUGUCCUCCAAGCAACAGACUUGCAACCAAAGGGCAAGAAUGGUACCAAUGAUGCCUACACCAUCAUCCAGCUGGGGAAAGAAAAGUACUCCACAUCAGUGGUAGAAAAGACCCUCAGCCCAGUCUGGAGGGAAGAGGCCUCCUUUGAACUGCCAGGACUGCUAUUGGGGAGCAAUCCAGAGGUUUACGAGCUGUGUCUCACGGUGAUGCACAGGUCCCUAGUUGGGUUGGAUAAAUUUCUGGGCCAAAAACUCAUAAACUUAAAUGAGAUAUUUGACAAUAAAGAACGGCGGAAAACUGACUGGUACUCUCUGGACUCACGGUCUGGUAAGAAGAGAAAAGAGCGAGGGAAGAUUCAGGUUAGCAUCCAGUUUAUGCGGAACAACAUGACCGCCAGCAUGUUCGAUUUGUCAAUGCGAGACAAGCCUCAGUCGCCAUUCUCCAAGCUCAAAGAAAAGAUGAAGGGUCGCAAGCAUGACUGUGCCUUUUCAGAGACAUCUUCUGCCAUUAUUCCUCCCUCAGGACAGAGCGAGACUGAUUCUUUGCCAGACCCGCACCCUCAGACUGCACCUGAACCCAAGCCAAAACGCUCGCUUCUCGCUGGGACGCAGAAACUUUCUGCUGCUCACUCCAUGUCUGAUCUGAUAGGAACCCACUUUAGGCCCAAACUUGACUCCAUGAACUCCAUUGAAGAGAGUGGGGGCACUGCAUCUCACCGACACUCUCAGAGUGAAGGAUUUGGCUGCUCAGCCAGCGACGUUCCAUGUGACCCCUUUUCUGACAUCGGAGAUAACAUGCCCCAGAAAUACGCCACUCUCCCGCGCAACCGCAAUCCCUUCGAGGGUGAUCAGGGGAUGCUGUGGGGGACCGAGAAGAGGGAGAAGAAGGACAAGGUUAGUCUUCUGGGGAGAGUGACUGGGAAGAAAGACGGCAAGAAAACUGGUACACGGACAGGUAGCUCUGGCGACCUGCGAUCUCCAAACCCCUUUACUACUGAAACCAACCCUUUCCUCUCACACUACAGAUCCAGCAGUGACAACAUGAGAAAACCCACUAGUAAUGAAGACCUUACUCAGAGAUUCAAAACCUCCCCUGAGAAGAAGCACGGCAUGAAAAACUCAAAAGUUCAUGAGCCUGAACAUCUCCAGGCAAGUAUGGCGGCCUACAGCAAUCUCUCCUUUGAGGAUGUUGUGCAGGAGCUCAUAAAGCAGAAAGAGGUGGUGAGAAAAAAAGAUGCUCAUAUUCGAGAGCUGGAAGACUACAUUGAUAACCUGCUGGUCAGGGUCAUGGAAGAGACUCCUAGCAUCCUCAGAACACCCUAUGAGCCCAAGAGGAAAGCUGGAAAGAUCUCAAAGAAAUAAAGCAGCCUGGAGUUAGACUUAGCAUAUCAGAUUUCUGGCUAAUAUAUUGUUUGUUAAAGGACAUUAAAAUGUCGGCAAGUAUACUUGUUCACACAUGGACUGAUUGUAAAAGUUAUUCUGGGUUUUCAAGAAUAAUCAGAUUUCUGGUUAUUGAAGGAUGACGGGCACUAAAUGUGGCAAUGCCAAACACCCUUUUUAGACUUUUUUUUUUUUUUAGAGAAACUAAUACUUGUGAGUGAACCAUUUUGGAAAAUAUUCACAAGUAGCCAUUCAUGGUUAAGAAAGGCUUUCUUGUGUGAUGAGACCAAUAUUAUGUUUGCACUGAAAUAGACUAUGUAAGUUGACUUCAACUUUGAAUUCAGCACUUAAUACUACUCAGUACUACUGUGUUUUACAAUGAUCAGUUUGCAAUGGUAUCACUGGGAUGGACUGUCCAUAUGAGGCCUUUAAAUUGCUGUUACAGCAUUCACACAAACACAAUUGGAUAUUGAAAAAACCUGAUACAUUUAGUUACAUGUUUGUCUUAUAAAAUAUGUGGUGAAGCAAGGAAACUCGUAGAUUACUGGGACCGCAGAACUUAAAACCUAUAUUACGUGUAUACUGGAUGUCUGGAAGACCACGUUGGGUUUGAAUGAGUAACUCUCCUUGAGUGUGUUUACAUUAGUAUGUAUGAUCAGACUUUUUUGGGGGUACCAGAUUGAUUAGUUGCAGGUUGGUACAUUAACUUUUGGAAUUUUUUUCAAAUGAUUCUACUAAAAUGAGAUCAGUGUUAUAGAAUUACACUACUAAAUGUUUAUUUUGAGCUUGAUUUACAAUGAACAAAAUGUAUAUGUGAAUAAUACUCUUCUUUUUUUUUUUUUUUAUGUCUAAGAAACAAAGAAACUCCCUCCGUAUUAUAUACUGACAUCAAAAGUUUGGAAAUGAGCAUACAUUCUCCAAAGACUUUAUAUUGAAUGCCAUGUAGUUCAGCUGGAAUGUACUGAUGCUGAAUUUUCAGUAAACCGCAGGACUGUCUUUGAAUACACCAAAGUGAGCCAGUCCGUCAGUCAAGCAGAAGUAUUAUAUAGCCCCUUUUAACAACUUAUUUAAACUUAUUGGCUAGGUUUUGCUGAGCAGUAAACUAAUGUACAAUUCUAGCCCAUGCUGAACUAAAUGAAAACUUCUGCUAAUAACUUUUAAUUUGGUAUAUUUGCUUUUAUCGUUUGAUUGGUGUUAAAAUUAAUUUUAAUGAAAACAUUUCUGUCAUUCUAGUUCAUUACAAUGCAUUGCAUGUUUCAUGCAAAAAAAUAAAAUUAAUAAGAGUUAUGUUGACAGAAACUAGCUAUGUACAUUCAAGAAGAAAAUGGUUUACAAGUUGAAGGCGGUAAAUAGUGUACUGGUUUCCCCAUAUGUGUGUGCUUUUUUUUUAUAGUUUUGCACUGCAGGACACUUCCUGCACUGCUUAUUGUGAUUUUGCUCAUAUUCUGUCAUCAGUAGUACAUAUCUGGUGCUAAAACACUGGCUUUCGUUCUUGGUAACAGAGCAUUUAUUUCGCAUCAUGGGCUGUUACACUGGAGCAUCUGUAUAGUGAAAUACUGUAAAACAAUGGUGCAUAUUUGCUCCAGUUACUAGUAUGAAAUAUGUACAUUUGAGAAAAGAAAGAAAAAAAAAAAGAUUGUAAUGGUGGUUUAGUAUACUGUAUUAUAACACAUUUUAAAUACAUUAGCCCUUGAUCUGAAGAACAAAACUGAUACAGGGCAAAUAUUUAGGCCAUAAUACCCCUCUUUAGAUAUUUUUAAGCAUGUAUAUAGCUCAGCAGAAAGCUUCCCAAAUGUAUUAUGUCAUAGUACUAUGGUAAAAAACAAAAUACUGUGCUGGUCAGCCAUGCUGGAAAGCAAGUUUAAUCUUGCUAUAAUAUUAGGUCACGAAGUGUUGUUUUCUAACUGUACAUUUUGUUAAAUGUCUUGUUGCAAGUGUUAUGUACUUACAUGUGUGGAAUUUAAUAUUUAUGUUAAAAUCAUUCAGUGCCAUGAGCAGUGUUACACCGUCUUACUGCUGCCAUUAGGACCCUGGCUCAAUGUAUUUUCUUGGGUCAGUUAUGGUCAAAUUAGAACAUUUAUUAGAUUUUGUACAACCAGAAGCUUAAAAAGAAGUCAAAAGUUAGUUCAGGAUUCUUACAAAAGUCACGUUUACAUCCUUUUUUUUAUUAUUUUUUUUUAUUGUUAGGUUAAUUUAUUUAGAGUUCUCACAAAUAUGCUGAUUUUAUUACUAGCCAAAAAUGUUCUAUUGAAUGUGAUUCAGUUUAGGAAAGUCAAGUGAGCUAUAGUUUACUCUUUACCAAUUCAACAGCUCAGUUUAGUUACUUUAAUUAUUCUCUCUUUAAGGAGAUGGACUAUGCAUUUUAUGUUCCAAGAGUUUGUUUGUUUUUGUGAGCUGUUUUUUCAAGAGCUCAUGAUCAAAUAAGGCACAAAAAAGCAAGUUUUGAUCUGCAUGUAAUUGCUGAAGCAGUAAGGAUAUGCUGACUUCCAUAAACAGUAUAAAUUGUGUUUUUAUCAUAUUCAGCAGAGCACUUUCAAUUUGUCUCAUUGAACUGGAACUGCUGUGUAUCUCUCUUUAGAGCAAUUCUUUGUGGUACCCUGAAUGUAUUUUGAUCAAUCAGCAAUGUCUGUAAUCAAACACCGUGUUGAUCACCCUGUAUACAGUAAAAACUGCAUCAUCUAGCAUUACUUUCAUCACUUUUGUUUAUACAGCUAAAAUUAUACUGAAAUUAUUAAUUUAUUUUUGCUUUCACUUAAACCAGAAUAUGAGGACAGUAGAUUUGUACUUUGUUUCACAUUAUCAAGGUUUCACUGUGGAUGAUUAUCAAAAAUGUGUCAAUCAGGCAAGUGUUCUCAGCAGAGGCUAUUGAGUCCAAUUUAGAUUUUUUGAUGAAUGGCAGCCUAAGAAUUAAGUGGGGUUUUUUAUUUGUAAAUGCAGUAUCAAGCAUAAUUAACUCCACCACAGUCUAAACAAUGCAAAAUAUAUCAUGCUAAAUUAAAAUGAAAUCCAGUUCUUUAAUGGUGGUGUCAAUGUCUAGAAUAUUACACUUUUUUUCCAUUUUUAUUCAUUUUCGUUUCUGCAAAAUGUUUUAUUUCUACCUGCUCUUCCGAUGGUUUAUUUGUUAUUAAUUAUUUGUAACCUAAUGGUUAAUGGUUUGAAUUACAGUCAUCAUACUUUCUGUGUUACUGCUAUUUUCCUAAACAUUUUGUUGGAAAUACUUAUUAAUUUGUAGCCUGAAAGAAACUAUUUAAUGUAGAUUUUGUUCCUCAGGAAAGGAAAUAUGGCAAUACAAAAAUGAAAACAUAUAUGAAAGCAACAGUAUCAACACAAAUUUAAAAUAGAAUAUAUAUAAAUAGCAGUGAUUUUAUGUAUUGUUGUUUUGUAUGCAGUAAUCUCUGGUGCUACAAUUAUUUCUCAUAUAUUCUGUAUCAUAUAGGUUUCCAAUGUUUGCAUUUAUUUUGGCAUGCUGCAUGAAUGAGUGUAGAAGAGAGAGCUGAGUGUAUUGUCCUGUGACAACCACAUACUGUUAAAGACACAAAUUGUGCUACAUACACUUUCAAUACAUUUUCUUUAAUUCGUGACACAUGUCCUUUGUUGCUUUGCUAUACAUAUCAGAAUAACAGCAAGAUAGAAAAAAAAGCUUGUAUAGUAAUGCAUGUUUUCUGCAUUUUAUUCAAAUUCAAGACUGGGAAAACUCUGAAGUACAAAUAUUAAUUGACACUGGUACACAAUAGCAUCAAAAACAGUCUUUAUUUCAGUACUAUUGUGGGCUGCUGAUGUCCAUAUAAAUGCAUUAAUUAUAUGAAAAUUCAUUAGACUUUGCAAUUAUCUCUCCCAAGCCGAGGGAAUUUGGGAUCUCCAGCUUUGUUAGCAUUCACAGCGAACAUUGUGGAUAUUGUUUUCUUUCAGGCAAAUAAAAAGGAAGGAAAUUCUCAUUCCCACCCAAACAAAUAAAAUAGCCUCUUAAGCGACAAAGUGGCUUGUUAAACUUCUCACCUCAUUUGUUUAUGAGGUGUGUGUGUGUGAGAGAGAGAGAGAUCUGCUGCAUGAACAAGUGCCACUCAAGAUGUUUACCAUCUCCUUUAGAGGAGUAGUAUCAUUGCUCUUCAUUCAAAAGACUGGUCCCUCCACAAUCAGCCCAGAGUCCUCCACAGAGAUACUCUCACUCGGCAAAAUUUGGAUGAAAAUGGGGCUUUUUUUCUCGCAAUGAGAUGUAGAUUAAAAGAUAUCUCUAUUGAAACUGAGCGCUUCUCAAAGCGACAUGCUGUAUUUUCAGUAGUUCCUUCAAAAACACCAUCAAAGUAAGCUUGAGACAAUAUGUUGUGCUAAAUACAUUCUUCCUGAUGCUGUCUCUUUUGCAGUUUUUAGAGUAGAGAGUGGCUUAAAGUAUUGA